Messenger RNA from Phytophthora infestans T30-4, 381 nucleotides. RefSeq names its product ferric reductase, putative. Gene Ontology annotation, cellular component: plasma membrane. The record is from RefSeq and is a predicted model, not a curated record. Bases 1 to 381 code for a protein of 126 amino acids. Gene Ontology annotation, molecular function: oxidoreductase activity. Lineage: Eukaryota; Oomycota; Peronosporomycetes; Peronosporales; Peronosporaceae. The transcript has 2 exons.
AUGCUCUACCGACUCGUGUUCCGAGCUCGCACCUACGCGCGGGGCUCUUCCAAGACAAAGAACGCCUCAGCUGGAAUUGCUGCUCGGGAUCAAGUGGCAGUCCACGCUUUAUCCGGUAACAUUACGCGCAUCCAGUUCCCUCGCGUCCGCAAGGAUACCGGCGAGGCAUUCGAGUAUGAAGCCGGACAGUACGCGUUCCUUUGCAUCCCGUCCAUCUCAUCUCUCGAAUGGCAUCCGUUCACCAUCUCGUCGUCUCCGAAUGAAGCUAUGACUCUCCAUUCGAUAUUCUGCUGGAUGGACCUUACGGCAACGUGUCCAUCGAUGUUGCUACUUCUGGAGUAUACUCGAACUAUGUUCUGUUCUCUGGUGGCAUUGGUGUGA